AUGGCCAAAAUUACUCCCAAAGAGGUUUGGGAACUUGUUAAACUUUUAAGAAUCGAUGUUUUUUACUUUUUGGCAACUUUAAGUACUUCAUUACCUGGAAUCGCUCUCAACCAACUGAUGCAGGAUAAAUAUUGUAUCAACAAAUAUCCAGUCAAUGAAAGUGUCUGUUUAAACUUGGAGACUGCUGGACCUGAAUUUGAUACAGUCAGGAAUGAUGUAUUGAAAGACACGACAACACUUAAAAUGCAUAUUACUCUAAUGACAACAAUACCAGCGAUUGUUUUAUCACUCAUUUUGGGUUAUUGGAUGGAUAAAUAUCCUGGUCAUCUACGAUAUCUUCUUGGUUCAGCAUCUUUAGCAAACAUUUGUCAAAACAUCAUGACUAUACAUCAAUGUUUACACUUUGAAAUGGGCGCUGACUCGCUAUUAUGGACGAAUUUGGUUCCAGUGUUCACUGGAAGUGGAAUCAUUAUCUCAAUAGGAACCUUUACUUAUGCAACAAGAAAGACACCAGUCAAGUUUCGAGCUGUUAGGUUUAUGAUACUCGAAAUUAUUUUAUUUGCAAGUAAGUCAAUCAAAACUCAUAAUUUGAAUUAUACUCAAUACUUGACUUAUUAUUGA
Messenger RNA from Tetranychus urticae (two-spotted spider mite), 621 nucleotides. Lineage: Eukaryota; Metazoa; Arthropoda; Arachnida; Trombidiformes; Tetranychidae. The record is from RefSeq and is a predicted model, not a curated record.